Messenger RNA from Diceros bicornis minor, 921 nucleotides. RefSeq names its product olfactory receptor 7G3-like. Gene Ontology annotation, cellular component: membrane. The transcript has a single exon. The coding region runs from base 4 to 921 and encodes 305 amino acids. Gene Ontology annotation, molecular function: olfactory receptor activity; G protein-coupled receptor activity. The record is from RefSeq and is a predicted model, not a curated record. Gene Ontology annotation, biological process: G protein-coupled receptor signaling pathway. NCBI's taxonomy places the organism in Eukaryota, Metazoa, Chordata, Mammalia, Perissodactyla, Rhinocerotidae.
AACAUGGAAUCAGAAAACCAAACAGUUGUAGCAGAAUUCCUCCUCGUGGGUCUCUCCGAGGAUCCAGAACUGCAGUCCCUCAUCUUUGGACUUUUUCUGACCAUAUACCUGAUCACUCUGCUUGCAAAUCUGCUCAUCAUCCUGGCCAUCGGCUCUGAUUCCCACCUCCACACACCCAUGUACUUCUUCCUUUCCCACCUUUCCUUCACUGACAUCUGUUUCAGCACCACCACAGUCCUCAAGAUGCUUGUGAACAUCCAAAAACAGAGCAAAUCCAUCAGUUACACAGGCUGUCUCACCCAGGUUGGCUUCGUUCUACUUUUUGCAGGCUUGGAAAACUUUCUUCUUGCAACAAUGGCUUAUGACCGUUAUGUGGCCAUCUGCCAUCCACUGAGGUACCUGGUCAUCAUGAACCCCUGCCUCUGUGGCUUGCUGAUUCUACUCUCUCUGAUCGUGAGCACUGCAGAUGCCCUGCUCCACAGUCUAAUGGUGUUGCGACUGUCCUUCUGCACAGACCUAGAAAUUCCCCAUUUCUUCUGUGAGCUUGCUCAGGUCAUCAAACUUGCCUGUUCUGAUACCAUCAUCAAUAACAUCCUGGUAUAUUUAGUGACUAGCAUAUUGGGUGCUGUUCCUCUCCUUGGGAUUAUUUUUUCUUACAUUCAAAUUGUCUCCUCCAUUAUGAAAAUGUCAUCAGCUGGGGGAAAAUAUAAAGCCUUUUCUACCUGUGGAUCUCAUCUCUCAGUUGUUUCCUUAUUCUAUGGCACAGCUUUUGGUGUAUACAUUAGUUCUGCAGUCACCCACUCUUCCAAAAUGACUGCAAGUGCCUCUGUGAUGUAUACCGUGGUCCCUCCAAUGUUGAACCCCUUUAUCUAUAGCCUGAGGAACAGGGACAUGAAGGGAGCCUUGAGGAAACUAAUCUGA